Molecule: messenger RNA, 1413 nt
Organism: Phyllotreta striolata
Lineage: Eukaryota; Metazoa; Arthropoda; Insecta; Coleoptera; Chrysomelidae
Source: the annotation of a GenBank genome assembly
AUGGCCGAUAAAUCUUCCACCACUUUUCAAAGCUCGGAUUUCUCCGCCGCUUUAUUUAGGAAAUUAUUCGAACAGAAAGAAGCCAGCAAAUUUUGCGAUAUAACUCUCCUAGUCAAUAAUAAAACGAUUAAGGCGCAUCGUAACGUUUUGGCGUGUAAUUCGCCUUAUUUCGACGCGAUACUAAAAAACCACAAAAUCAUAAGGGAACAAAUUGCCGUCUCUUGCAUGGAUAGCAGCUCGUUUAAUGCCAUACUAAAUUUCAUGUAUACUGGUGAAAUAACAGUAACGCACAGCAUCGUCGAGGAGCUUCUGAAAUUAGCAAAUCAAUUUCUGUUGAACAAAGUUGUAGAUUACUGCGUGGAAUUUUUGGGAACAAAGCUUAGCGUCUCUAACUGCUUGUUUACUUAUUUCUUAACGAAAGAAUUCAAAUUGAAGUCACUUUGCGAUAUCGUGGAAAAUUGGGUGGCAAGCCACAUGGAAGAAGUUUGUAAGGAAGAUGAGAUUUUAGAGCUCAGUCCACAUCAGCUCGUUGAGUUUUUCAAAAAUAAGACUUUCAUUUUGAGCACAAACCAAGCUUUGAAUGUACUUUCGAUGUGGGUGCUGAGGGAUACGGAGAAACGAGAGAAACACUUUGGUCAAUUAAUUAAGUGUUUUCCAACCAACGAUCUAGAACCUGUGGAAGUUUUCCAUCAUUUGGAUACGAAUAACUUGUACAAUAAAAGCGAAUUGUGCUUGUAUAGAAUCUUGGAUUAUCUUAUAAAGAAUAAUUGGAUGCUUUCUAAUUUUAAGACUAGAUAUGAUGUGUUACAAGUUAAAUAUGGACAGAUUUUGAACGAAAACUGUAUGGUUGACUCCAAACAAAGUAAAAGUGUGAAUGUAGAGCCAGCAGAAUUGAAGUCUUUCGAGAAAAAGGAACCCUUGAUGAUAAAAGCAAAAGUUAAAAGGAAACAACAGAUUCUUUUUAAGAAACUGCUACUGUUGGGUCUUAAACCAGAUAUUCGAAUGUCAGCUCUGAAAAUGUUGAAUUUAAAGAAAAAGUCUUUGUCAUUUAUCGACGAUAAAGAAGAUAAUGAAGCAAAUCAAGAAUCCGAUGAAAAAAUGGGCAUAAAAUGCCCCAUUUGUUUAACAACAAUAAACGACAGCCUGUUACUGGAACAACAUCUUGCACUAAGUCAUGCUAAGAACGUAACUUACAAAUGCGGAUUGUGUUCAUUCGUUUGCCAAUACCAUGGGGAUUAUUUAAAUCACAUGAAGACUCAUUUCUCGGGCCCGCCCUUCAAAUGCGAUUUUUGUGACUUUAACGUGGAACAAAUCACGAAACUGAUAUCGCACCGAGCCCAACAUUUCGACGAAAACAUCUACCAAUGCACGUUCUGUUCGUUCAAAUGCCGCUUGAAGCAGAAUUUCAUUUGA